UCCUAAUUGUUGCUAGCUUCUCCAUCCGUUAUCAUGUGCACUGUCUUCGAUGACAAUGGCCUACUACGUGCGUGUAUGAAUAGAUUGAACGUACAAGAUAGCAAGUCUUCAUGUUUGCUAGAACGAGAGCUGCGAGCAUGCAUGGAGAACAAGCCCACAAACUCUACAAAUGAACCGGUAUUCGUAGGUGGUGAGGAGGAGUUGGUGGUGGUUCUCGACGGCGAGGAUGUAGUUCUGCCCUGUCGGGUAACCGGUGAUCUCAAAGGUUUGGAAGUGACAUGGAUAAAGGAAGACCCUGUACAAUCACUCUCCAACACUCGCAACCCCCGCUUUGAUGUCAGACGAAAAGGAAACACAACCUUUGACCUGUUUAUUGCUUCCGUUGGAUUAACUGAUGAGGGUGUAUACAUCUGCCAGAUCAAUACGAGAACCCCAACAUCUCGACGGGUCGAGUUACGUGUAGGACGGCCGUCAUUUAUCCAGGCCAUCAACUACGGAGAAAGCGCCAUUGAUCUCCAGGUCCAAAUUCCUACCAUUGCCGUCAACGAAUCAGAUUCGUUCUAUGUCGAUUGCGUCAUUACUGGAUUCCCACCGCCGCUCUUACAAUGGAUCUCAUUGGUCAACGAUAUCGAGUCGGCGAUGAAUAUGCAGUAUAUUAACGUACAUGGAGGAAUCCGAUUGGUUGUUGAUAAUGUAUCACGUGAUCGCGGAGGCGACUACGUUUGCAGAGCGAGUAAUUCAUACGGAGAAGCUGAGCAAAUCAUCAGCCUGGUCGUGCAAUAUAAGCCCAUUAUAUCUUCCCUUCCCUCUGUCAUCUAUGCUGGACUGAAAAGUUACAUCAAAAUCGACUGUGAUGCCGACGGUUUCCCUCCAGCGAGAUACAGAUGGAUUCAAAUUAAAGAAGACGAAGAAAGGUUUCUUUCAUCACAAAGGUAA
Messenger RNA from Lytechinus variegatus (green sea urchin), 936 nucleotides. Its product is annotated as neuronal growth regulator 1-like. Gene Ontology annotation, molecular function: axon guidance receptor activity. The record is from RefSeq and is a predicted model, not a curated record. The transcript has 5 exons. The coding region runs from base 34 to 936 and encodes 300 amino acids. Gene Ontology annotation, biological process: synapse organization; homophilic cell-cell adhesion. Gene Ontology annotation, cellular component: neuronal cell body; plasma membrane; axon. NCBI's taxonomy places the organism in Eukaryota, Metazoa, Echinodermata, Echinoidea, Temnopleuroida, Toxopneustidae.